Messenger RNA from Postia placenta MAD-698-R-SB12, 333 nucleotides. RefSeq lists its product as hypothetical. The transcript has 3 exons. NCBI's taxonomy places the organism in Eukaryota, Fungi, Basidiomycota, Agaricomycetes, Polyporales, Adustoporiaceae. The record is from RefSeq and is a predicted model, not a curated record. Bases 1 to 333 code for a protein of 110 amino acids.
AUGGGUCACAAGGGGGGUCAGGCCCUGAAGGAGUACAUCAUCAAAUUGGGAUUGAAAGUGUCUGUGUUCAUCGACAAAGGAGGCCAACUCGAGGGGUCCCCACACGACAUCGCCUACCCUGUGUUCCAGCAAGUCGGAGAAUGUGCAGAUGUCGAGUGGGACCUGUGGGUUAAGCAUUUCCUCCCUGAGGUGUCUGCCAUCCUGAUAGCCUGCGCGAAUGCCACAACCACUGGCUUGUCCGUGAUGGACGCAUUCAAAGGCUGGGAGACUCCUUCGACAGUGUUGUGGAAGGGAUACCCCCAACCCAACCAUUUGUUGAGUUGCUGCACGUAA